Saccostrea cuccullata (small rock oyster) is the source of this 1753-nucleotide messenger RNA. RefSeq lists its product as uncharacterized. Gene Ontology annotation, molecular function: protein binding. The transcript is spliced from 4 exons. Gene Ontology annotation, biological process: intracellular signal transduction. The record is from RefSeq and is a predicted model, not a curated record. NCBI's taxonomy places the organism in Eukaryota, Metazoa, Mollusca, Bivalvia, Ostreida, Ostreidae. The coding region runs from base 274 to 1638 and encodes 454 amino acids.
UACAAGGUAACGUGUUGAUUAUGGAGAAAGGGGAAUUACUCUAAAAUCCGUUCCAAAAAAUCCAUUGCGCAAUCGAUUGUGAUCAGAGUAAUCUCCCAUGUAAUGUUUUGUUUACAAAAGUGCAAAACUAUUCAAAGAUAGAGGUUGGUUGCAAAGGUAAAAGAACCCAGUGUUCGGAGACAAUCUCCAGAGGAGGUUUUCAGUGUGCACUGACAAUGUAAAAUAUAUAUUUAAAAAGAAGAAAAAAGAAAUUCUGAACACAAACAAGUUACCAUGGGGAUUACGUACACAACAUCCAAGGGAUACAAGGCCAAAGGAUACACCUGUCCCGACGUGGUGAAGUGUUACCCCUCUAUAACCUACAAAAAGUUCCCCAUGCACAAAGUCAAGGGACCAGGCGAGCUAAUACAAACACUGCGCAUUCUUCCCACUUACUCUGUGCAAAAUCCAGCUAUUGAUGCUUGGUGGACAUUUUGCCAGUUUUUCCCAAACAAUGACAACAUUCUUUUCUCAACAUCAUCACCAUUCCAAAUUUUGCAUGGAACAGUAUGGCACCACAAAAAAUGUGUAAUGCUCGAGAUAUCGGCAACAUAUGCCAAAAUGUGCAUAAUAAAAUAUGGUAAAAUAGAAUGUGGCACAGUCCCUCAAGCAACAUGUGAAGGAUUUCCAAAAUUCCAAAUAAAUCCUGAUGGAGUCAAAUUCACAUGUUUAUCCUCAUCCAGCAUCAGUGAACAUUUUGUCAUUUACAAAACAAUGAACCCAAUCAUAACAAGGGCCCAUGACCCUUCUCUCACCCAGUACAAAGACUAUGCCACUUCACCAAAUGGGAGUUUUCAUGCAAUCCUUGCAAAAACCUCUGCAAGCUGCUAUACAUUUUUUGUGUUUGGAUCGUGCAGCUAUUUGCAUACUGAAGCUGUAAUAAAAAUUGAUGACCUAUACCCCACUAUUAAGCCUCCACCUCUGUUAGUGACCGAGAGAAUAGACAUAAAGUGGUCUCCUGACAGCCGACAUGUUGCUGUAGGAUUUUCUAGGGGGCAGUUAACUGUAAUUGAUUGGAGGAAACUCCAGGGGGUCUGCAGCGUGUUUGAAGAUGUGAUCUCUGACCUUGAACUCUGUGGUCCAUCUACUUUUGACUUUGACCCAAGAUCCCAGCACUGUGUCAUGGCUGUUGCUGCCAAUGACAUGAUUUUGUACAGGAUCAAUACCCAUGAAAAAAAGAAGCUUGGCUGCUCAGACAAUCUUGGAAGUUUUGUGGACUGUCUCAAGUACUCAUAUGAUGCUAACUGUAUUGUGACCUCCCUCUUUAACUUAAGAAUCAAAGUCAUUGAUGCUGAUGAACUUUGUUCAUUGUUUGAGAUUAAUCUGAGUGUGACUUGUCCAGAUUUUAUGGACGUUUCCGCUAAUUUAGGGUCCAUUGUACCCAAUGUGACAUGCCUGUCCAUCACUGCUACAGGAGAACAGGUAGCCAUUGCAUGCUGGGACAGAAAAAUUCGAAUACUUCAGCUACCAAAAGUGUUAAAUCUUCAGUGUAUGUGCAAAUACACUAUUCUGAGUGUAGUGGACCCUUCUAAAAUCAUGAAGCUUCCAUUACCACAUCUGCUUAAGGACUAUUUAUAUUCCCUUCCUUUCAAUCCAUAGUAUUAAAAACAUUGGAGAGGUGAAUUGUAGAUCAUUGCAACACCUCCAUUAUUAUCGAAUCUUUGAAGGAUAACCGUGAUAUAUGAUUAAUGCAACACUUUUAUCACUGAGGCCU